GUGCCUAUCCAUCUCUUCCUAUCCCCGACUUAUCUUCUACAUACCUAGCACUAACGCAAGGGAAGUAAAAUGGGCCCCUUCUCCAUCGUGUCCCGUAUUUUCCUCGAUAUCGGGGUCUUCUCUUGGGAUAUCCUGCUUACACUUUCUAAUCUCGUGCGGAGGAAGCUUCGCAUCGGACAUGUCACCCCCCAUGGCCACCCAGGCUAUGGAGGGUACUGGCCCGAGUAUAAGCCUCCCAAGGAGACCGACUCCCGCUGCUCUUGCCCUGCACUUAAUGCAAUGGCCAACCAUGGCAUCAUCCCGCGCAGCGGCCGCAACAUCUCGUUUGCCGAGGUUGAACGUCAUAUCCGGACAACGUACAACUUCAGUUCUACCUUCUGCUCAUUUGUGCCGCGUUUUGCUGCUCGCAUGCUUAAGAAAGACUACAGCGAGGACUUAUUUGAUUUGGAAGAACUUGAUCUACACAAUGGUAUUGAACAUGACGGAUCCCUCUUACGCCUCGAUUCCGCUUUCAAACAGAAACAAUCGACAAAGCACACACCUUUCAUUGAAGAGCUACUUGCGGCGGCAACUGGCAGGGACAGAAAAGACAAUAGUAUUAUUCUCACCACCAAAGAUGUCUCCAGGAUGCUUAGCAAGCGUCGUGCAGUGUCGCGUGCGUCAAACAAGGAGUUCUCUCUCAGCUCUUUCCACAAGAUCUUUGGGAGCACGAAUGCCGCGACCCUAGUUACUGUCUUUGGAGGCCGUGUAGACGACCUCCAUAGCUUCCUUCAUGAUGAACGACUACCAAAGGGCUGGGAGUUGCACAUCCGCCAACCUCACGGAAUGACUCUGAUGCAAAUCAACAAGACCGUACUAGAAAUUGAGCGUGGUGUGCGCGAGCGGGAUUGGGCAGAGGCCGCACGGGAAGCUGCACAAUUUGAUAAAGCUCUCGUUUGAAAUUCCGCCCCGGACAUGACAUCGGGAGCUUGUCUAAUGUUACCAAACUCACACGUGUUGUCUGCUCACUCAUUUGACCGCGACACCUAGGGCAAUUAUGAUGAGUUCAUUGCCUUUGAAUGCACAUCAGUGUCGUUUGUUGUUUUACUUAUGAUUGACAACAGAGAUUCCCAUUGCAUUGAAUCUGAUC
Molecule: messenger RNA, 1129 nt
Organism: Suillus bovinus
Lineage: Eukaryota; Fungi; Basidiomycota; Agaricomycetes; Boletales; Suillaceae
Product: Chloroperoxidase
Exons: 4
Coding region: 70-939 (289 amino acids)
Molecular function (GO): peroxidase activity
Source: RefSeq, a predicted model, not a curated record